Molecule: messenger RNA, 2304 nt
Organism: Pelobates fuscus (common spadefoot toad)
Lineage: Eukaryota; Metazoa; Chordata; Amphibia; Anura; Pelobatidae
Product: 4-aminobutyrate aminotransferase, mitochondrial-like
Exons: 17
Coding region: 238-1893 (551 amino acids)
Biological process (GO): GABA catabolic process
Cellular component (GO): mitochondrion
Molecular function (GO): pyridoxal phosphate binding
Source: RefSeq, a predicted model, not a curated record
CGUGCUAUUGGUUGGAGAAUAUGUCUAUUACAUGUUAACUGACAGCCUUGGUAGAACCCAGGACUGGAUGGACUUCGAGCCGUAACAUUGCACUCUGUGCUUUCUUAUUUCAGAAGGUGUUCAUUACGAGGGUGGUGGCUGCAGUGCAACAACGAGUAGAUUUGUCUUUUUUGCAAACAGAUUGCAGCGAGUAUUUGACCAGACGUUAAAGCCAGAAAUUUUUCUCAACAGAAGAGAAUGGCUUCUCUGUUUCUGUCUCGACAAAUGACUUUUGGUAUACAGCAAAAAACAAGAUUAUUGGUGUCCUGUUGUAGGUAUAUUGGUCAAACCACGGAAAAAAAACAAUUUGACUUUGAAUAUGACAGUCCACUUAUGAAGACACAAGUUCCAGGACCUAAAUCAAAAGAAUUAAUAAGGCAACUGAACACCAUUCAGAAUGCUGAUGCUGUGAACUUUUUUUGCAACUAUGAAGAAAGCCGUGGAAACUAUCUUGUUGAUGUUGAUGGCAAUCGAAUGUUGGACCUUUACUCUCAAAUAUCAUCUAUUCCAAUUGGUUAUAAUCAUCCAGCACUUGUAAAGGUUAUGCAGCAACCACAAAAUUUGAGCUCUUUCAUCAAUAGACCGGCCCUUGGAAUCUUGCCACCUGAGAACUUUAAAGAGAAAUUGGAGGAAACCUUAUUAUCUAUCGGUCCUAAAGGCUUAAAUCAAGUCAUAACAAUGUCCUGUGGCUCUUGCUCCAAUGAAAAUGCAUUUAAGCUAAUAUUUAUGUGGUACCGGAGCAAAGAGCGAGGCCAUAACAGUGUCACAAAAGAGGAAUUAGAUUCAUCAAUGAUUAACAAGUUUCCAGGUUGUCCAGAUUACAGCAUUUUGUCUUUCAUGGGUGGAUUUCAUGGAAGAACUAUGGGAUGCCUGGCAACCACUCACUCUAAACCAAUCCACAAACUGGACAUACCUUCUUUUGACUGGCCUAUUGCCCCAUUCCCAAAGUUGAAAUACCCUUUGGAGCAGUUUGUGAAAGAGAACCUGGAUGAAGAGAAUCGUUGCCUGGAAGAGCUCGUGGAUUGCUGGAUUCCCAACUGUCCAAAUUUUGGCAGAGCAGUCCGCAUCUUAGGGUCUUGGCUUUGCAGUCCUGGGUUGACUCCCUAUUGUCCUCAUCUACCCUCUUCCCAAUUGGCAUAUCUCUUCCUCCCAAUUUUGGGAGGUAUGGUGGAAGAUCUAAUUGUCAAAUACAGAAAAAAGAAAAAGACCGUCGCUGGAAUUAUUGUUGAACCCAUCCAAUCAGAGGGGGGAGAUAAUCAUGCUUCUGAUGAUUUUUUCAGAAAAUUAAGAGGCAUUGCUAAAAAGCAUGGCUGUGCAUUUUUGGUAGAUGAAGUGCAGACUGGGGGAGGAGCUACUGGAAAAUUUUGGGCUCAUGAACACUGGAAGAUGGAGGACCCAGCUGAUGUGGUCACAUUCAGUAAGAAAAUGUUGACUGGAGGUUUUUUUCACAAGGAUGAGCUUAGACCUGAUGCUCCAUAUCGAAUUUUUAAUACAUGGCUUGGAGAUCCAUCCAAAACCAUCCUAUUGGCUGAAGUGUUAAAUGUCAUCAAGCGAGAUGAUCUUCUGAACAAUGCAGUGCUUGCUGGGAAGGUUCUCUUGGAUGGUUUGCUGGAGCUUCAGAUUCAUUACUCACAUAUUGUAAGUAGAGUGAGAGGUAGAGGUACAUUCUGUUCAUUUGAUACUCCAGAUGACGCAACACGAACAAAGUUGAUAUUUCAAGCAAGAAACAAAGGUGUUGUGCUAGGAGGAUCUGGCGAUAAGUCUAUCCGCUUCCGACCAACUUUGAUUUUCAAAGAGCAUCAUGCACACUUAUUUUUGAAUAUCUUUAAUGACAUCCUUGCGAAUUUCAAGUAGAAGAUAAUUGUUUCAGCUGCUCUAGUCCAAUUAAUUAAGGGACUACUAAUUUAUAGGUCUAACAUUAUGGGUGAAACAGAAGACAUAAAAGAGCAGCUUCAAUGUGCCAUACUAUAUAUUUUCAUAAGAAAACAAAAUAUUAAAGCUAUUUGUGUUGAGGAAUAUUGUAAAGCAUACAUUUAAGAAUCAUUCAAUACAUAAUAGAUUUGUCCAAUUAUCAAAAAAAUAAGCAAGAUUAACAGAAAUGUUCAUUGUCUGCCUUUCCAUUGUUUUAAGCUAUUGGCAUUCCAGUUUAACAUGAUUUAGUUCAAGAUUAUCAAACUUGUGAAAAGUGUUAUUGCAUUUAAUAUGUUGGAUAAAAUAUUAAACUGACCUGAUCUUCAUAAAUAGAUUCAUGUAGAGUGAAAAACA